This is a messenger RNA of Topomyia yanbarensis, 1254 nucleotides long. It is a transcript of the gene BBS5, whose product is annotated as Bardet-Biedl syndrome 5 protein homolog. Bases 100 to 1152 code for a protein of 350 amino acids. The transcript has 2 exons. Lineage: Eukaryota; Metazoa; Arthropoda; Insecta; Diptera; Culicidae. Gene Ontology annotation, molecular function: phosphatidylinositol-3-phosphate binding. Gene Ontology annotation, cellular component: ciliary basal body; BBSome. The record is from RefSeq and is a predicted model, not a curated record. Gene Ontology annotation, biological process: intracellular transport; cilium assembly.
AAUCACGCUACCUUCGGAUUGCCUUAGCAACCAGAAAACCAACAAGUCACUUCUAUGUUUCACGUUGUUGUCCGGAAUAGGAAUUUGAAUUGAACCAUCAUGAACCAAAAACCUGUUUGGGAAGAUCGAGAGAUCAAAUUUGACAUCGUUAGUAUAUAUAACACGAUUCGCAGUGGUGAAAAGAUUCUGGAGAUCUUGGACUCAAUCGAAGAUACUAAAGGUAACCUUGGAGAUCGAGGUCGCCUGUUGGUGACCAAUUUACGGAUUAUUUGGUAUUCCGUAACCACAAACCGAUUCAGUCUGUCGAUUGGUUUUACUUGCGUGCUCACAAUGAACACGAAAACGGUGGUUUCGAAGGUACGGGGAACUACACAAGCUUUGCACAUUCUAAGCGUGGGUAACAACUCCCGCUUCGAAUUCGUUUUCACCAAUCUUACCAUCAACAAUACGCGGCACUUUUCCGCAAUUUUCGAUAUUUAUCGACUGUAUCAAGCUUCGUUUCUUUACCGGGAACUGAAGCUACGUUCGUCGAUCGUUAAUGCUGGCCAGCUCAAUGUGCUACCGCAGGAGCAGGUAUUUAACAAGAUCAACGGUGUUUGGAACCUGUCAAGCGAUCAGGGUAAUUUGGGAAUUUUCAUCUUCAGCAAUGUUAGGUUGAUCUGGUUCGCCGAAAUGAAUAACAGCUUCAAUAUAUCGCUUCCCUAUCUUCAAAUUUCAAACAUACGCAUUCGAGAGUCCAAGUAUGGACCUGCCUUAGUGAUCCAGACGCUCGAUACGGCCGGUUCGUAUGUGCUUGGUUUUCGCGUUGAUCCACAGGACAAGCUGGCGGAUGUCUACAAAGAGCUACAGUCGCUGCACAGUGUCUACACGGAGACGCCACUUUUCGGCGUGUUUUACGAACAGAGACCGGAUGUUGUUCGACCGCCCACGGAAUCAAUCGAGGACAUUGAAGAGUUGGACCAAUCAGCCGCUGGAGAAAUCAACAGUAAGUUCACAGCAUAUCUGGCCGAAUCGGAUGCAGGGGGCAAACAACGGAAACCUUUCUACUGCAAGGAGCUCGGUUUUGCCAUGGAAGCGAUCAAGGAGGGAUACACCCUCAAAGAUCUGUGGGAGAUAGUGCCAAGUUCGACUUCAGCUACGACGACAGCUUGAGUGAUACAAUCGCAUUGAUGGCGGGAUAGUGCUGCAAUAUCUUAGUCCUUGGAUGAGUGAGAUAUAACAAACGGUAAUAAUGAAAACUAUUAUAAUGGUCUG